CGUUUGUGAAUCGCGCCGUGGAUCGGUUGAUAGAAGCGUGAAAAAUUGAAUAUAAAUUAGGCAUUAGCUGAAUCAAUGUAAAUGCCAGAAAGCUAACUGUGAAGUGCAUAAAAGUAAACUUUAAUAUCAGUAGUAAUAUUAAGCGGAAAAACGUUUCAACUAGUUUUUGGCCAAAACAUAAAUCGCAUUGAAUCUACUGAGGAUUAGCAUAAAACUCGUGAGAGAUUCGCGUUCGUUCCCAAACACUUUAUAGACAUCAGUGCAAACUCAACAUGUUAUAAAAUAAAAGAAAAUUAAUAAAGAAAAGUGCAGAAAAUAAAUCAAAAAUAAAUUGGAAAAUAUAAAUUCACAUUGAAUACACCAGCAUGAAGCUGCAGUCGUUGAGUCUUGUUUUACUGUACUGCGCGCUGGCUGCACUGCCGCAGGCUAGGCCGGCGAACAUUUUAGCCGUGUAUGCAUUUCCAGGCAAAAGUCAUUUCAUGAUGCACACGGCGCUGAUAAGGGAACUCGUGGAGAGCGGGCAUCGUGUCACGAUGAUCACGGCCUUCUCGCUGUCCUCGCAGCAGCUGGGCAGCAACUACACGGAGCUGCUCAUCGAACCGGUCUACGACUUCUGGCACGAUGUGAAGCUUAACUUUGGAGUGCAGCAUCUGUUCGACUUGACGCAGAUGAAGAAUUAUGAUUUCCUCAAGAUGUUGGAGAUUAUUGGACUGAAGACCACGGAGCAUGCGCUACGUCAGCCCAAGGUGCAGGCCCUGAUCAAUGCUCGCCAGACGAAGGGCGUCUUCGAUCUGCUGCUCGCCGAGCAGUUCUACCAGGAGGCCUUUCUGGCGCUGGCCUACAAGUACAACAUACCCAUUGUCACCACAAGCACGCUAGGGUAUGAGAACCAUAUGAGCCAAAUGAUGGGCCUGAUUACGCCGUGGUCGUUUGUGCCGCACGGCUUCAUGCCCUUCACCGACCGCAUGUCCUUCAUGGAGCGGGUGCACAAUACGUACGUCUCGCUCUACGAGGACUUUGAUCGUCUGCUCAACUACUUUCCCAAAAUGGACGCCAUCACUGAGCAGUACUUUGGCCAGGCCUUGGCUGAAGUGCCCAAGGUCAGGAGCAUGGAGAAGAAAAUCUCGGUUAUGCUGCUCAACAGUCACGCGCCGCUGACGACGGCACGUCCCACUGUAGACGCCAUGGUGCCAGUGGGCGGUAUGCACAUCUAUCCGCCCAAGCCGCUGCCCACAGACAUGCAAAGUUUCCUCGACGCGGCAACAGAUGGCGCCAUCUUCUUUAGCCUGGGCAGCAAUGUGCAGAGCAAAGAGAUGCCCAGGGACAUGUUGCAGCUGUUCCUCAAGGUCUUUGGCUCCAUGAAGCAGCGCGUGCUGUGGAAAUUCGAGGACGAGUCCAUUGGUCAGCUGCCACCCAAUGUCAUGAUACGCAAAUGGCUGCCACAGGCGGAUAUAUUGGCUCAUCCCAACGUCAAAGUCUUCAUCACCCACGGCGGACUCUUCGGCACCCAGGAGGGCGUACACUACGCCGUGCCCAUGCUGGGCAUGCCCUUCUACUGCGACCAGCAUCUCAACAUGAACAAGGCCGUGCUGGGCGGCUACGGCAUUAGCCUGCACUUUCAGUCCAUUACGGAGCAGCUGCUCCGCGACUCACUGCUGCAGCUCAUCCACAAUGCCAGCUACGCGGAAAAUGUGCAGCGCGUCUCCCGCAUCUUCAGGGAUCGUCCGAUGUCGCCGCGCCGCAGCGCCGUCUACUGGAUCGAGUACGUGAUACGACACAAGGGCGCACCCCACAUGCGAUCCGCUGGUCUCGACCUCAGCUGGUAUCAGUUCUACCUGCUGGACGUGAUUGGUUUUGUGGCAGUCCUUGGAUCGACUGCUCUGUGCCUUAGUCUGCUGGCCAUACGCCUGCUCCAAGGCAGCGGCAGGAAGCACAGGAAAGCGAAAGCCCAUUAAAUCAUUAAUUCAUUAUUAUUUCUAGUUGUAAUUGCUGUUGUCAAUCAAAAUAGUUGUUAAUAUAUAGAAAUAUAGCCUAACGUGUCUUAUACAGAGACGCUUGAUAACACGUUCGUGUCAGCCAAGAUUAUAUAUUCCUAGCGUAGCGCCAAUCAUAACUCACAUUUGCUAAGCUGUCGAUCCAACUGAAAAGCAAAUUUAAAUAUAUGCUCAGCAGGUUCGUUCCACUUGCAAAUACCCUGUAGAAACGUUAG
Drosophila hydei is the source of this 2209-nucleotide messenger RNA. It is a transcript of the gene Ugt49C1, whose product is annotated as UDP-glucuronosyltransferase 2B13. Bases 366 to 1955 code for a protein of 529 amino acids. Gene Ontology annotation, molecular function: UDP-glycosyltransferase activity. The record is from RefSeq and is a predicted model, not a curated record. NCBI's taxonomy places the organism in Eukaryota, Metazoa, Arthropoda, Insecta, Diptera, Drosophilidae. The transcript has 7 exons.